Messenger RNA from Acanthochromis polyacanthus (spiny chromis), 2865 nucleotides. Its product is annotated as double C2-like domain-containing protein alpha. The record is from RefSeq and is a predicted model, not a curated record. NCBI's taxonomy places the organism in Eukaryota, Metazoa, Chordata, Actinopteri, Pomacentridae. Bases 283 to 1650 code for a protein of 455 amino acids. The transcript has 11 exons.
UCAAGGAAUAACUCCCUGCUGCCUCUCUCUCUCUUCUUCUGUUCCUCGACUCCCUCCAUCCUCCUCCUCCUCUUCCUCCAGCACACCGCUUUCCCCUCUCCCCUCUGCCGCUUGUUUUCAUUUCAACUUGAACCAUCCGCGCAUUUAAUUUUUAAUGAUCCACGUAGAGCUCGCUCAGUCUCCCUUUCUCUCUCUCCCUCCUCUCUCCCUCUACUCUCUGCUCCCCUCUUCGCCACCUGUUAGUCUCCCUCUCCUCUCCGUGCUGGGAUCUCCUCAUUUUUUAUGAAGAGUUUCACACUUGCGCUAUCACUGAGCCCCAUGACUGUGCGAAAAGGAAAACGUUUGGGCAUCACCAUCCAGGAGCACAUGGCCAUCGACGUCUGCCCAGGCCCCAUCCGCCCCAUUCGCCAGAUCUCCGCCUACUUCCCUCGCCUCUCGCCCACUUCCUCCUUCUCUGAGCCGCUCUCGCCCAAUCAGGCGGCAGCUCCCACUGCGCUCAGCCCCGGCAGCGCAGGUCAAGGUGGAGGUGCUGUUGGAGGUGAAGGAGGAGGAGGAGGAGGGGGAAGCAGUGGACUGUUGUCACCGCUGUUGCCGGGCGCCGCGGGUGGAGGAGGCUCGCUGUCGGCCAUGAGCAGCAUGGACACUUCCAUCGAGAUUGACAGCUGUGACAGCGACGAUAACACCUCCUUGGGGACGCUGGAGUUCGACCUGCUGUAUGAAAGGGCCACCAGCUCUUUACACUGCACCGUUCUCAGAGCAAAGGGUCUGAAGCCGAUGGAUUUUAACGGUUUGGCCGAUCCCUAUGUCAAACUGCACCUGCUGCCGGGAGCCUGCAAGGCCAAUAAGCUGAAAACCAAGACGGUUCGCAACACACUGAAUCCUGUGUGGAACGAGACGCUCACCUACUGCGGAAUCACCGAGGAGGACAUGUACCGCAAAACACUCCGGGUGUCCGUGUGUGACGAAGACAAGCUGACACAUAAUGAGUUCAUCGGGGAGUCGCGGGUGGCCCUGCGCCGUGUGAAGCCUGACCAGACCAAACACUUUAACAUCUGUCUCGAGCAUCCACCUCCUCUGCCUUCACCGACUGCGAUGAGCACAGCCCUCAGAGGAAUCUCCUGCUACCUGAGAGAGUGGGAGACUGAGCAGCAAAGAAGUCUAGAGGAGAGAGGGCGUUUGCUGCUCUGCCUACAGUACCUCCCUCCUGUUAGCGACGGUGAUGCGAAGGGCGAGGCCAAGGAUAGAGCUCGUGGCGGGCUGUGUGUUGGCGUCAAACGCUGCGCUCACCUGGCAGCCAUGGACGUCAACGGCUUCUCCGACCCCUACGUUAAAACGUACUUGAAGCCAGAUGUCCAGAAGAAAUCCAAGCACAAAACAGCGGUCAUAAAAAAGACUCUGAACCCAGAGUUUAAUGAGGAGUUCUUCUAUGAGAUCUCCUUCUCAGAAUUAGCCACCAAGACGCUGGAGGUCACGGUGUGGGACUAUGAUCUGGGAAAGUCCAACGACUUCAUAGGUGGCGUAUCCUUAGGGUGCCACUCGCAGGGGGAAACUCUGCAGCACUGGAUAGACUGUCUGAAGAACAAGGGCAAGAAGGUAGAGCGCUGGCACACGCUGACCAACGAGCUGCCCGGAUCCACGCUGCAGGAAUGAACUGAGCCUCUGCCACUGUACUGACGCUGCAGGGACUGAAGCCUGAAGACUCGGGAUGAGAGACGCUUCAUCGCAUGCUCCCAAGAUUUUCUGCAUGACUGUGACGGGUUCAUAUCCUACUCAGUUUGUGUCAUAAAUGAGUUCACUAUUCAUACUAACAGACCCAAAGGGCCCACACUUUGGAGAUCGAAGCUCUAAAUUUGGAUCCAGUCGAUACAAAUCUUGAAACUGUGAGAAUUUUCUAAUUAAUAUUCAUUUAUGCCCCCUUUUUUUCUAAAACGCUCCUUGUGCUGCUCCAAACUGGACAGACUUUAAUCAGCAAAAAAAUUGGAAUGAUAUAGAUAUGUAUGAUGAGGGGAAAGGUUUAAAAUUAAUGUCACGUCAUCCCUCAUGUCAGGUUUGUGAUUUUAAAUUCAGCCUGCCAUUUCCAUUAACUACUGACAUUAAUGGUCCACAGUGAUGACCAUCUUCACAGCACAUACCUCUCCCUUGCAAUAAUGUUUUGCCGAAUGCUUCCGAAGACUUCCAAGUGGUCUUAAUACUGUCAGACGUUGGAUCUGAUUGUCACUGGAUCGCCUGCGCAACCUGAUCAGAUAACUUGGUUCUUCCAUGUCGAUGGUUUGUGUGAGUUAUUUGCAUGUUUCGGUGUCGAUGGAGCAAACUUAAAAGACUGCAGGAGGAGAUGUUCCUCAUCGUGUUGUUUCCAAUCCUCCUGAGGUGUGUUUCUCUGAUUAACUAAAGACAAAUGAUGUUUUAUUUAAAGGGUAACACUUUUAUUUAUGUUGUUCACAGUUGUUUGAUGUGUCAGCUCUGAUAUCAGUCAGUUUCUUGUUGACGACACCUUGAUGUUGACCUGAUUUUCACAAUUUGUAAAGGCGAAGACAGUGACGAACUCGAUGGAAAACUUUUGUGGAGCGCUGUGCAUGGUCGUACUACAGUCAUCAGCCUUUGUUUAAUAUCUAAAUUACAACUAUGAAUGGUGUGUAGAGCACAGUGUCGUCUCUUCAUGGCUGCUGCUGCUGCUUUGUUGGAUUGCAUUUACCAAUCUGCAGGUUUUUAUCUGUGCUCAGUCUCAUGUGGUAAACGAGGCAUGCUGAGAAUACCACCGGUGUUCAUAUGUAAAUAUUGAUGGUGUUUCUCUUGCUUUGGAUGUUUGUCUUUUGGAAAGUGUGCAUGAUUGUUUGUGGGGUUUUUUCAUAAAACAUUCAUAAUGAA